Betta splendens (Siamese fighting fish) is the source of this 3243-nucleotide messenger RNA. RefSeq names its product solute carrier family 12 member 8 (gene slc12a8). The transcript is spliced from 14 exons. Gene Ontology annotation, biological process: cell volume homeostasis; potassium ion homeostasis; potassium ion import across plasma membrane. The coding region runs from base 422 to 2662 and encodes 746 amino acids. The record is from RefSeq and is a predicted model, not a curated record. Gene Ontology annotation, molecular function: potassium:chloride symporter activity. NCBI's taxonomy places the organism in Eukaryota, Metazoa, Chordata, Actinopteri, Anabantiformes, Osphronemidae. Gene Ontology annotation, cellular component: membrane.
GAGGAAGUGGUUCACAACCAUCCUGUAGCGGAAUGAAACGUCUCUUGCUCCCACACGUGUCGUUUCCCACAGCCUUGAGUCCGGUUCUAGGGAUUUCUCUAGUUCAAAGAUAAAGAUAAUGGGCACCGUGCGGGCAUUUUACAGCUGUAAUCAUUAGUCAACCUUACCCACUGCGGGCCCCGCCAAAACCAACACCUGGCUCCUUGAGCAAACCCACAGCAACACGCCCUGAAGGACGUCCAGCACGGCGCAGAGCCGGUGACGCCUUCACGGACCGCGUAACUUCUGGAGGAGCCCGAAGCUCCCAUCACACACCGGCUGGAUCCAUCAUGAUCUGAUUUGACUGAUUCUCUUCUUGUGUUGUCAGUAUGGAGUGAGACGUCCUGUGACAGGUCUGUAUCAGCAGAAACCCCUGUUUGCAAUGGAUUCCCGUCAAAUGCACUGGAGCAUGCACGCAGGUGACCGGCAGAGAGACGGGACUGGACUAUUGAAGGGGGCAGUUCACGACAGCAACACGAACACACGCGUGCACGAGCUGUUUCAUGAAGAUGCGCAGGGCUUGCAGCACUCCAGCCAACCCUGGUGGAGGAUCAAGGUGUUCGUGUGGGAGCCGGUGCUGUUCGGCACCUGGGACGGAGUUUUCACCACCUGCAUGAUCAACAUUUUUGGCGUGGUUUUAUUCCUGCGCACUGGUUACCUGGUGGGCAACGCGGGCGUGCUGGCGGGGAUGUUCCUGGUCUCCAUGGUCGUGGCGGUGGCCCUGGUGACGGUCAUGUCCGGCAUCGGCGUGUGUGAGCACUGUGGCGCCGGGAGCGGAGGGAUCUACUCCAUGAUCUCCACCGUCCUCGGCGGCCGCGUCGGGGGCACGGUGGGCCUCCUCUACGUGUUCGGACAAUGCGUGGCCGGCGCCAUGUACAUCACGGGUUUCUCCGAGUCGGUGGCGGAGCUGCUGGGCCUGCAGUCGCAGUGGGCGGUGCGCGGCAUGUCGGCGGCGGUGCUGCUGGCCCUGCUCGGCAUCAACCUGGCCGGGGUCAAGUGGAUCGUCCGACUCCAGCUGCUGCUGCUGGCCGUGCUGGCGGUGUCCACGCUGGACUUUGUCAUCGGCACCUUCACCCACCUUGACCCAGAACACGGCUUCAUCGGUUAUUCGCCCGAGCUGCUCGGAAGCAACACGAUGCCGGAUUACAGCCCGGGAGAGACGUUCUUCACGGUGUUCGGCGUGUUCUUCCCUGCUGCCACAGGGGUAAUGGCAGGCUUCAACAUGAGCUCAGAUCUUCAGCGGCCUGAACACAACAUCCCAGUGGGAACCCUGGCAGCUGUCUUCACCUCGUGGUUCCUGUAUCUGGUCUUCGUCUUCCUCCUGGGAGCCAUCUGCACCAGGGAAGCGCUGCGCUACGACUUCUUGAUCGCAGAGAAGGUCUCCUUGGUGGGUUUCCUCUUUCUGCUGGGCCUCUACAUCUCCUCCCUGGCUUCCUGCAUGGGCGGCUUGUACGGAGCACCCAGGAUCCUGCAGUGCAUCGCCCAGGAGAGGGUGGUCCCCGCUCUGGCCUUCCUGGGGAGAGGGAGCGGUGCCAACAGGACCCCGGUGGCUGCGAUCUGUCUCACCAGCCUGCUGACGAUGGCCUUCAUUUUCAUCGGGCGGGUCAACGUCCUGGCUCCCAUCGUCACCAUCAACUUCAUGCUCACCUACAGCUUCGUCGACUACUCCUACUUCCUCGUGGCCAUGUCGUUCCAGCUGCAGACUCGGGAGAACCCCCCCCCCGGCGCCGCCAAAGGGGACCCACGCCGCCCGUCCGGCCCGAGCUCCAGGCCGCUGCUCGAAGGCGCCCUCCCCAAAUACGGGAGCGUGGGGGAGCGUCUGCAGAGCCAAGGCACUUUACUGGAGUUCACCGAGGACAUGAAUCACAUCUUUCCGGCGGCGCCGAGCGCGGACGGCGCCGCUCGGGGGACGGGCGGCCGUCGCGGGGCCCGAACGGCCACGGCCAAACAGAGGCUGAUGGACAGCUUCGCCCUGGACCUGAACAGCAACGCGUUCCCUGAGGGGGGCGGAGAGGGCGCGGGCCCAGCGCCGCCUCAGGAGGAGGCGGAGGAGGAGCGUGGAGCCGUGGAGCCGGAGGCCGAAGGAGGAGGAGGAGGAGGAGGAGGAGAAGUCAAAAGCUACGCAAACACGGGCCUGGACUCACGUCACGACCCUCAGGGUCACAGCCGCUGUGCAGGUGCCGGUGGUAAAGCUGAAAACCCGAGCUUGGACAUCAGACCCAUAGAUAAUUCAUUCUACGCCGCGUUCUGCAACCACUGGGUCGCUCUGCUUGGAGCCUUGUGCUCCGUACUCAUCAUGUUUGUCAUUGAGUGGGUCUAUGCUUUAGCAAACAUAGUCGUGGCCCUGCUGCUCUUCUUCUACAUUGGGAAAACCAGUCCUGGACUUCCUUUGGGCAUUGCAGCUCGGUUCAGCUUUUUCGCUUGGCUUAAAUCAACACUGAGGAGCAUUUGCCGAAGGAAGGCGCCGCCGCAGGAUGAGAUCGUCCUGACGCCGUCUCUGUCCGCCAUCGGCCUGAAAACCAAGCAGCUGACGGAGGAGAACGCCGACUUCGCCUCGCGGCACCGCUACCACCAGUCGUCCUUCAUCAGGACGGAGGAGAUGGUGCAGCCGCGGCUCCACUGACCCGAACCCGAUGAUCACCUCAUCGCGUGUCCGAGCGGAGCCCGGACGCACACGUUCUGCCUCUGAGCCCCACUCUGACGUCCAGGACUUUUUUUUUUUUUUUUUAUUACUGAGUUUGCACAAAGUGUGUGAUUAUGUGAGAGGACGAGCGCCAUAGAGACAUAGAUGAUUUAUGUGUGGUUACAUCAUAGAAGUUAAUAUUAUCCCAAUCUGUGAAACAUAACAGCACGUUUGUAUUAUGAUAAACUGCAGUGUGUAAAUAUUCUGUGUACUUUAAUAAAACACAGUCAACUGAGGGUGAAAUGAUGAUCUCAACGCUGAAAACUAAUGUUCAAUAAGUAAAUUACAGAAAAGACCAUCAUUUGUUAACUUUUCAACCACAACAUAAAACCACUGGGUGUUUCAGUGCUGUGGCUGAUUUAUAUACUAUUUAUGUAUUUAUUAUCAUUUCCCUGAACUAUAUUUAUCACGUGGUUAAACUUCCUGCAUCUGCAACCACAUCCUUUUUCACAUCCACCUUCGCCUUCAGGUUUGCAGCCUGACAACACACUGGUAAAUAAUAAUGGUCUGUCCCCUUUUGG